AAGACGAAGCAGAUCCCGCGCGUCGUCCCGCCGCAGAAGUGGUACAGCCACGCGGUCUUCGCCGUCGCCUUCGGCGGCGUGCUGCCCUUCGGCGCGGUCUGCAUCGAGCUCUUCUUCAUCAUGUCCGCGCUCUGGCUCCACCAGAUCUACUACGUCUUCGGCUUCCUCGUCGCCGUGCUCCUCAUCCUCACGGCGACGUGCGCGGAGAUGGCCAUCGUCCUCGCGUACUUCCAGCUCCGCAACGAGGACUACCGCUGGUGGUGGCGCUCCUUCCUCUGCUCGGGCUCCGCCGCGGCCUGCCUCUUCCUCUACUCCGUCUGGUACUUCGACGCGAAGCUCGACAUCUCCGGCGGCCUGCCGAGCCUCGUCUACUUCGGCUACAUGGCGCUCGCGUCGUUCACGUUCUUCCUCCUCUGCGGCGCCAUCGGCUUCUUCGCCGCGCUCUGGUUUAACCUCCAGAUCUACGCCGCCAUCAAGGUCGACUGA
This is a messenger RNA of Aureococcus anophagefferens, 486 nucleotides long. RefSeq lists its product as hypothetical. The annotation marks the transcript as partial. Gene Ontology annotation, cellular component: membrane. The record is from RefSeq and is a predicted model, not a curated record. The transcript has a single exon. NCBI's taxonomy places the organism in Eukaryota, Pelagophyceae, Pelagomonadales, Pelagomonadaceae. Gene Ontology annotation, biological process: protein localization to membrane.